AUGCCAAACACCGGUGAAGUGCAGCUGGCCUGCCCUCGCUGCAGGCGUCAAUUCUCGCGCGGCGAACAUCUGACUCGCCAUUUACGCUCUCACGCGAAUGAACGCCCAUACCAAUGCGGCUCUUGUGGAAAAGCGUUCAACCGAUGCGAUCUGCUCAAUAGACAUAGGAGGACGAACUGCCUGACAGUCACCAGGGACAGGGCCAAACACCCUCGCAGCCGUGGUCGUUCAGCCUGUGACAGUUGCGCAAAAGCAAAGCUCCGUUGCUCCAGCUCUGUCCCAUGCGGCCGGUGCCUGAAGAAGGGCAUUCCGUGUGAGAAAAAAAAUUUGGAGAGGUCGAGUAAUCUGACGGAGGCCGCAGAGGCGUUGCCGGAAAACGCUCCGUAUCCUCAACCUACCUCGAGCCAUCAGCAGCAGCAGCAGCAGCAGCAGCAGCAGCAAUAUACUGAUGAUCGCGAUGUCAUUCCGGAUUUUUUCAGCUUUUCAGCCCCCCAGCUCCCAGCUAUACCAGCGCUUCGUAUGGACUUCCUGGACCUCCCAACCUUUCCGGCAAAUACAGGCAAUAUUGGCCUGCAGAGUAUCUCGGAGGAAAAGAGUGGCAUUGUGGGACAAGUGGACGGAGAUGACUUUGCGAAUUAUCCUCUCCGAAUUGAGGAGGGCCUACCGGGUCUUGACUUACCUAGCACUUCAGACUCCUGGAACAAGUAUAAAAGUUCUGGCAUGAUUCAGACAAAUCUCUGGAAUAAAACUCGCCCACGGGGGUUGAUGCAGCCUCAAGAGAAUCCUGAUAGUGUGUGGGAUACCUUGAGAGGUUCACAGGAGAUUGAAAGGUCUUUGCUGAAUCUACUUAGCUUGGAGGAUAUUCUAGCAAUGGAGGACCACGGCCAUGUUGCCACAGUCGGACAAGAACAAAUGGACGAGUUGGCUUCAUUCAUGGCGAUGAAUCAGGACCGGCGCACCCUUUCCUGCCCUCCGCAUUACAGAGAGCUAUUGAAUAAGGCAGAGGUUAUCAACGCCUUCGUUCAGCUUUACUUUGAACAUUUCCAUCCCACAUUCCCGUUUCUUCACAGAGCGACAUUUAAUGGGUCGAAAGUGCCCCCGUUACUCCUGCUCGCAACCGCCACCGUCGGGAGUCGGUUCUCCAAGAUCCCACAGGCGCAUUCAUUGUCAACUGUCCUGGGAGACAUAUUGCGAAAAGCAAUCGAUAAUCUGUUAGACAACAACAUCGAUCAGACCAUUCAGAUCCCAUUCGCACAGUCUGCAGUCCUAAAUCAGAUUCAAACUGCCUACCACGGUUCAAAGCGGCUCACCCUGAAGGCUCAGUUUCAGAGAUCCAUGUUAGUAACGGUCUGUAGGGGGAUAAACUCAAAGGUCCGUCGUGAAGAUAUGCAUGCCAGUCUACCCAACGGUAACAGUCCGCACGAUCUCGUAGUUUCGAGGUGGGUUGAUAGGGAGCUCAACAGGAGACUUACGUAUGGUAUUUGGUUACUUGAUUGCCAAUUUAGCUUAAACGCCGGUGUUCAGACAAUGAUGAGUUUGGAAGACCUCGAGACAAGCUUACCCUGUCAAGAAGCAACAUGGGACUUAGACAUGGCAAGCCUCGCCGAGAAACUGAUGGAUCCAGAUGGCGGCCCGCGAACACUGCGACUAGAGGAUGCUUUGGACACAUCGAAGCUCGCGGCCAUUAUAGCAUUGCAGAAUCCUGGACUCUUCGCUCGAUCCAUUAUAAUGAUGGCUAUGUACUACCAAUGGCAAAUUGCAACCAGUGUGAACCGGUACAUACUCCAGGGGCCCGAUGAGCGCGAUGAGCCAGGCAGCAGCCUAGAUGCAGAAUUUAUGGGCGAUUCGCUCAUACCCAGUCGUCGUGCGAUUACCUCUGUACCGUUGGUUUCUGUAUUACAGCGCGCGCAAUGGAGGUCUGCGGCAUCGGAAGCUAUUGGAUGUAUCUGCAAGAACAUGGAUACUUGGCGCGAAAGUGAAUCUUCCCAGCUGUUGAAGCUGCACCGCCACAUCUCGAUCCUGGUUAAUGUGCCAUUGACUCCGCUGUGCGAUUAUGUUGGGUGGAUGAGCACAAAAGCCUGUAUGGCUGAGGCACGAGAGAGUCUUUGCUCCUGGAUACGGGCAGAUGUUCAGAAUGCCCGGCGGACGGUCAUGCACGCCAUCGCGCUCUUCUGCCUCAUUCGGAAAAGAAAGUUAGCAGGCCACAGUGAGAAUCAUCACCUUUUCCUCGCGUUCCUUGUUAUCUGGACCUUCUUCUCUUUAGACCCCCUUGCUCGGCCAGCGGAUGUGCCUUCGGAUGUCCCGGGGUGCACAGUGGACUGGGAUGGCCAAGUUGACUCGGAUGCACAUGAGAUGUGGAUCAGAGCCUCGGGUCAUCCGCCUCUUCGACUCGCGGGAGUGGGAGAUCUGGGGGAGGUAAGUAGCCUGCGCCGGAUUUUGGUAGAAACUCAUCGUGUACUCCUUUCGGACCAGAUGUGGGGGAUCAACCAACUUUUCGCUAAUGUCCUUGAAGGCCUCAUUAGCAGAGGAUCGGCCAUGAGUGUGGCAUGA
Messenger RNA from Aspergillus caelatus, 2550 nucleotides. Its product is annotated as transcription factor domain-containing protein. Gene Ontology annotation, molecular function: DNA-binding transcription factor activity, RNA polymerase II-specific; zinc ion binding; DNA binding. Gene Ontology annotation, biological process: DNA-templated transcription; regulation of DNA-templated transcription. The coding region runs from base 1 to 2550 and encodes 849 amino acids. The transcript is spliced from 6 exons. The record is from RefSeq and is a predicted model, not a curated record. Lineage: Eukaryota; Fungi; Ascomycota; Eurotiomycetes; Eurotiales; Aspergillaceae.